Drosophila hydei is the source of this 1852-nucleotide messenger RNA. Its product is annotated as xyloside xylosyltransferase 1. Gene Ontology annotation, molecular function: UDP-xylosyltransferase activity. The transcript is spliced from 2 exons. The record is from RefSeq and is a predicted model, not a curated record. The coding region runs from base 254 to 1624 and encodes 456 amino acids. Lineage: Eukaryota; Metazoa; Arthropoda; Insecta; Diptera; Drosophilidae.
UUUGUCUAAUUGUUAUUGAUUUUUUGCAAAAAACAAGUUAUUCAUGUAUACAAUUUAAACAUAAAAAUACUUUUAUAUAAAUAUGUGUUGUGUUUUAUCCGUAAGGUUUCCGUUCAGUGUUUUUUAGCAUAUAUUUAAUAUACACAUAAAUAAAUAAAAAAAUAUUAAUAAUAUAUACAAAUAUAUCAUAUACAAAUGACAAUAUCUUGAAAAGGUGAAACACGCUUAGAUAUGUACAACGCAGCUGCUUGAAAUGGCAAAGUUCCCGUUAUUCAACAUCAGCCGGAAACACGAAACAUAUCCAGCGAACUUCAAUAUAAAGUGCAAAUCUCAGCUGCUGGAGGAGCACGAGAGCGUUAAAUUAAUUAUAAAUAGACGCGUUGCAGUCCAUCCAAUGAAGUGGCCUUUGCUGCGCUGUAAAUGGCAAAAGAAGCUGACGCUGUCUGUGACGCUUUUUCUAAUUUGCCUGCUAAUCAUUUUUGCCUACUCGGACGAAUUUCGGAACAAAGUCUUUUCGGUAUUUCUAUCGAAUCGAUUCAGCCAUGUGACAAACAUUGGCAAGCUGCAAACAGCCUUUGCGAAUAGUAAUCAAGAACCAAGUACAUCGAAUCAACAGCACUUGAAGCCAAUGCAAUACAUAUUGAACUAUUCGGCAGCUCAACUGAACUACAGCUCCAUUCUAAAGCCAGUCACAUCGAACUACAACAUAUUUGUCAUCUACACCAGAGAGAACUAUAGAUUGCAUAUGAAAUUCGAUCUGUUUAUACAUAGUCUAUUCAAGCAUACGAAUGCCCAACUGCAUUUGCACGUGAUCACCGAUAAGGAGAGCGAGGUGGCUGUGCUGGAGAUACUGCAGCGAAAGGUGCGACGCUUCAAAAGAGUUUUGAUCUACUCCAUGUAUAAUAUACAAAUCUGUUCGAAUAUAAUUCAAGAUAUAACUGACAAAUUGUCGCCCUAUUUUAGCUCAGCUCCCAAUUCGUAUUAUAGUGAUUCGCUUUUUUUUAUGUCGCUCGGCUUGCAUCGCAUCGCCGACGCGAGCCUCAGCCGUGCUAUUCUCUUCGAUUGUGAUAUUGUCUUUCGGUCAGAUAUUCGUUUGCUCUUCGCAGAAUUCGAUCGGUUCUUGCCACACCAGCUAUUUGGUCUGGCGCCCGAACUUACGCCAGUGUAUAGGCAUAUACUAUACCGUUAUCGUACCCAGUUUCCCGAAUCGAAUUUCGGAAAUCCAUAUCAACCGAUGCAAAUAGUUAAGAAUAAUAAUAAUAAAAAAUUGUUAUCUAGUAGCCAAGAACGCCAUGGCUACCCAGGCCUUAACUCCGGCGUAGUGCUUAUACUCCUAAAUCGAAUCAGAGAUUCCAAGACAUACAUCGAGAUGCUGACGCAAUACGAAAUCAAUCGUUUGGUGGCUAAAUAUUCCUUUAAGGGUCACCUCGGGGACCAAGACUUUUUUACACUCCUAGGCUAUGAGUACCCGACUCUAAUCUACCGACUAGACUGUGUCUGGAACAGGCAGCUCUGCACCUGGUGGAAGGAUCACGGCUACAGCAACAUAUUUGAUUCGUAUUUUCGCUGUGAUGGCAUCAUCAAAAUGUAUCACGGCAAUUGCAAUACACGAAUACCAGAGUAAUACGAACCUGUACAAUAAUGUCUUUAUAUCAUAAAAAAGAGCUGUAAACUUAGGCGUGCGAAGUGACGAUUUAAUGUUUUUUGGGUGAUAUAUUUGGAGAUUGCUGGGAAAAGCCUAUAAGAAUUUCCCUCGCUCUCUCUCCCUCUCUUUAAUGAGCUACUCUCUCUUAUACCCAUCCUCCACUGAUUAUUAAACAUAAAACAAUAUAUAUUGUAGAUAUAGCAUAAA